UGGCGUGCCCCGGGAGUUCUGCCCCCCCGGCCGCCCCGCGGCCUGCAGCUCGGCUUGGAACCCGCAUUCCGGGCCGUGGAGGAGCGGGGAGGAGGAGGAGGAGGAGCCACGAUGGAAGUGAAGGACGCCAAUGCCGCUCUGCUCAGCAAUUAUGAGGUAUUCCAGUUACUCACUGACCUCAAAGAGCAGCGGAAAGAGAGCGGAAAGAACAAACACAGCUCGGGUCAGCAGAACCUGAACAUGAUCAUGUACGAGACGAUGAAGUACCUGUCCAAAACGCCCUGCAGGCACCAGAGCCCGGAGAUCCUCAGGGAAUUCCUCAUAGCCAUGAAAAGCCACAGGUUAACCAAGGCAGAGAAGCUGCAGCUGCUGAAUCACAGACCCAUGACUGCUGUGGAGAUCCAGCUGAUGGUGGAGGAAAGUGAAGAAAGGCUCACGGAAGAACAGAUCGAGGACCUCCUGCAGACUGUCACCAGCAUCCUCCCCGGGGACCCUGAGGCCGAGCAGAAGCCCGAGUGACCAUGAGCCCCAGGGCUGGGCUCCGCGUCGGCCAGGCGUUGGCUUUUGUGGAAACCCCCUCCCCUGGUGGUGAGGGCGGCCUGCUGAGAAGGGAGGGGUGCGGAGGGGACCGCCAGUGGGGGCCGGCUGGGAGCCAAGCCAUCAGCCCCUUCUUUCUUCCUCGUCCCAGCCCCAGCUGUGAGCGUGUCCCUUGCUCAGCCGGCAGGGCCCUGCUGUCCUAAGCGCUUUCAUAUGUCUCUCCCCACAAAGGGCCUUCUCUCCAGCUCCCCUUCCAAGCGCCGAGGAUGGGGGAGCCUGAUUUCUCUGGGCUGUUCGGGCGGCUUGUAUUGUUAUUCUGUUGGAAAACCAUAAAGCAGGAAAAGAAGAAACGCAUAAUUAAAAAAACCACACAUUUUUCCCAGUGUACCAUUUGAAUGAAUUUAGCCAGCCUUUUCUUAAAUUCAUUUUAUUAAUAAUGCCUCUUGUCUCAAGAUUGGAGUCCUUCAGUGGAGACAGCUGUAGCUUAGUGGUUAAUUCAAAGGCCUGGGUUCUGGUCCCGUCUCUGACUCAUGCUGAUUGUCUGACCCCAGGCACGUAUGUAGCCUCUCACUGCCAUAGGCUACUCUCUCAGACUGUAAAUUGCAUUGGUAUAGAGGGAUUCCUUGUAUCAGUGAAAUCUCCAAUCUAAUCUUUCAACUUAUUUUUUGGAGCUCUGCCAUCCAAGGUGGAACCCUUUCUUUUCUGGUUGUUGUUUUUUUUUUUUUUUGGUUAAAUUUUAUCCAAUUAACAAGCAUACAUUUUCUCUGCCACCCCCCGCCCCCAAAUCUUUGUAACAUAUGCAAAACAGCUUCCCACACUGGCCGUGUGUCCAAAAAUGUGCCUCAUUCUGCAUAUUGAGGCUGUCAUCUCUCUGGAAGGGGUGGGUAGCGUUCUUCGUCAUUAGCCUGAACCUUCUCUUUUUACAACAAAACCCAAUUAAGUAGAAACGGCCGGAUGUGGUGACUACAUGUGUCAGUGAAUUGUAGGAAACCUUUAUCUAGAGAGGAACCGGGAGGGGAGGAUCCCACCAAUGGCCCCUCCUGUUCCUGGGCCUGAUUGAAAAUCCCUAGCUUACCUGUCCCACCCCAAGGCUAGACACCUAUGGAUCAUAGAUUUGGAGUCAGAAAGUCCGCAGAGAUCAUCCAGUCUGGCCCCUUCAUGUUAAGGCCCAGAGAGGCAAAAUCACCGGCCCCGGGCCAGAGAAAAGUAAGAAGAGGAGAGCUGGGAUUUGAACCCAGGGUCUUUAACUCAGAGCCAUUUUUUUCCUCUGCUUCUCCAGCCGGCAAAUUAAAGGUAAAAAGAUGGCUUUCUGCUUAAGAGCCAGACACUCGAGUCGUAGAAAUGAGGGCUGGGAAGGGCCAUAAAGCUCCUCUGGUUCAGGCUUGGCCCCAAAGAAGAGAGAAAAUGCAUCUCCCUCCAUCCUUGGCAGAGGUGGGGGCCUGUGGGUGUGGAUCACUGCAUAUACUGUCAGACUUGGUUUGUGUAGCUUUGUAAACUCCUUUUUUUCUUUUUUCACUUUUUUUUUUUUAUGAGUAAUGGCUUGCUGGAUUGGUGGGGUCGGGUGGGGAAGAAGUUGAGAAAUUUAGAAUGGAAGAUUAUGUAAAAGACAAAGAUAGAAAUAAAAGGUUUUUUAAAAAAUCCA
Molecule: messenger RNA, 2179 nt
Organism: Vombatus ursinus (common wombat)
Lineage: Eukaryota; Metazoa; Chordata; Mammalia; Diprotodontia; Vombatidae
Gene: CRCP
Product: CGRP receptor component
Exons: 6
Coding region: 112-519 (135 amino acids)
Biological process (GO): transcription initiation at RNA polymerase III promoter
Cellular component (GO): RNA polymerase III complex
Molecular function (GO): nucleotide binding
Source: RefSeq, a predicted model, not a curated record